Molecule: messenger RNA, 597 nt
Organism: Effrenium voratum
Lineage: Eukaryota; Dinophyceae; Suessiales; Symbiodiniaceae
Source: the annotation of a GenBank genome assembly
AUGGAGAAGCUUGAGGCUGCCAAGGCAUCCUUCCAACCUCCUGGCCGAGCGCAAAAGCAUCGCCACAGGUUUACACCUGGCUGUACCGUGCCAUGUGAAGCUGAAGCUUCUGCAGCUGAAGCGGUGCGCAAGGCGUGCCGAUCGGUGGGAACCUUGCAAGAGGCGUUCCAGAAGUUCGCGGAAGAAGCGGGCACCUUGGCGCAGGCGCUGGAGCUGGUCGCUGACAAGCUCCGGCUGCUCUGCGUCACGGAGGGUCCGGUGGCCCAAGCCCUGGCCGAGAACCCGGGCGCCCAGGAGCGGCUGCUGGCCGCGCUGGUGGCUCGCCUGGAAGGCUUCCGCGCGGAGGGCCUCGCCUUGCACUCCAGGUUUGAGAAGCAGCAGGGGUCUUUGCUGAAGCAAAGCCAAGCUGCCUUGCGGCUUUGGCAGAAUCGCCGUCAGGUUGGAGCAGCCGGAGCUUUUCGCGCGGGAGGAGCGAUGGAAGCUGCGGAGAAAAUCCAUGAGAUCAUUUCCAGUGGCCUUGUGGAAAGAGGGCUUGCUCAGUUGCCGCUAUCUGCCGAGCGUUCGGACAAAGUUGCCAGCUACACCGACGACCCUUGA